UCGCAAGAGAGGAUUGUGGGAUCCAUAAAGCAGUAUCGAACCCUAUAAAAGUCUCCUUAGUUACAGAGAUAGAGCUAUCGAACAUUACGUUUCCGUUUCUUAUAAAUGUGAAAUGGAUUCAUUGAAGACAACAGUGAAUGGAUUUGUACGAGGUCUCAGCGACAGCAUAAAAGGCUUUGUGCUCAUCUUCCACUAUGAUGCUGAGGUCCCAGAGAAGCCCCGCAGCUCACCUACACAGGAAACCAACCUGGCCAAGCGACGCGCAGCACAGCAGGCAGAGAAGAAGCAGAGACAAGCAUCACAAAAGGAUGAGACCAAGGUGACUCAUCGCAUCGUGCAGUGUUGUGUCCUCAAUGGCGUCGUGUUUGGCCUGAGCCUUGUCAUCUUCAACUACCUCCUCUUGCCGAUGCUAAAGCAGGUGCUGAGCUUGUUUCUGGCAGAGGGGGCGGGGGCGGUGUGGCACUACGCUCGGCCCACGCUCACCGCCGUUUUCGACAUGCUGUGGGUCCUGCCCCUUUUUGUUCUCUCUAGGAUCAUCAACACUAUUUGGUUCCAGGAUAUCGCAGACAGUGCAUACCGUCAACGCCAGGGCAGACCACAGCUCAUCAGCAGCUUGAGCAAGCUGGUAGCUGAUGUUCUUAUCUCCAUCUUUAUUCAGCUCCUUUUCUUGGUGCAGGCCAACUUGCUGAUGCUGCUCCCGAUCAUGGGUAUCAAUGUGGUGGUAGGAGGUGUGCACAUGUGUCUGCUCAACGCUCUCUAUGCCUUCGAGUACAGGUGGUUCAACAUGGGCUGGGAGCUCUACAAGAGACUAAGCUUCGUGGAGGAGAACUGGCCGUAUUUCAUGGGUUUUGGCCUCCCGUUGGCAUUCAUCACCAUGUACCCUUCGUCUGUGUAUGUGAGUGGAUGCUUGUUUGCUCUGCUCUUCCCUGUGUUUAUCAUCAGCGCCAAUGAAGCAGAUCCUGUACUGUACCCCAAGGGUUACCCUCUACAGCUGUUCUCGGGAGUGGUGGGCCUCUCGAACCGCAUCAUCCAGAGUCUAGUCACAAAGCGGCAGGCCCUCCCCAACCCUCCAGCCCCCUCUAGACGCUGAUCUCCGAGGGUUCUUCUCAAAACCAAAAGUUACCUUUCCCUGACCUUUUUCCCCCCAAUGGAGGGUGAAGACGAGUCGACACUGAAACGAAAUAUAAAGGAAAAAAUGAAUAUUAGAAAGAAGAGAAACUAUUUGUAAGGAGAUAACAAUGUGAUAAGGUCUUCUUAUUCUUAUUCUUUUUACUAUUAUUUGUGUGUGUGCUCCUUGUCUUCUGUUUGUGCGUGACUGUACGUCGGUUCUGUUAUCGUCAAGGUUUGUCCUGAGUAAUGAGGAGGGAAAAUGAUUGUGUCUUGGAAUGUGAUAAAAUAAGGAAUCGAAGACAAGAGACACAGAAAAAAUGCAGAAAAAAAGAAAAUGCUACAUUAAUUUUGAUUCCAAGACAGGCAAACAUGUCCCUUGUAUGUUGUAAGUAUGGGAUAUAGGGAAUGUGUAGAAUUGUUGGGGCUGGUAAUGAAAAAAGUCCUAAAAAUAAGAACCAACGUGUGAGCAGAAGUGUGUGUAGUUUGAUAUAACUUGUAUAUCUGAAGUGAAUUCUCAAAGAUUGAAAAAAUAAUAAUAAUAAUUGGAGAUUCUGGGACAAUUUGAAAAGACAACUUCUACAGAGGAAGAUUGUUUACCACUGCAAUAGAUAUUAGUCAUUAUGUUAUUAUAAUCAUUCUAGAUAUUAUGCUUUUUCUACCAAGAUCCUUAUUUCAUAUUUAUUUAUUCUUUCUUUUUUGUUGUUUGUUCACACAGAUGUAUUGAAGAUGCAAGGGAAUUACAAUAGAUGAUAAUCGCACUGUAGGAUGGUUUUAUUGUCUAGGAAAGAAGUCCCAGUUAUGUAUAUUUUCUAGAGGAGAUGAAGACAGAUGCUGAUGAUAAAUUAUUAUUACAUUUUAAAAGAUAAUUUUUUUUUUCUAGUUUAUUAUUUUUUUAGUCCAAUAUAGAGCGAGCUUGAUGUACAAACAGUUCUCAAUAUAUAUAUAAGUAUACAUAUAUAUAUUACUGUGCAAUGUUAACUCUUUGAGGAUACCAAUUCUGGGUCCUUGUCAUUUGUUGAAUGCCCAAGUACAUUGUCAUUUUUUUAUAUAUAUUAAAUAUAAAAAGUUUC
Messenger RNA from Penaeus vannamei (Pacific white shrimp), 2180 nucleotides. RefSeq names its product EI24 domain-containing protein tank (gene tank). The record is from RefSeq and is a predicted model, not a curated record. Gene Ontology annotation, biological process: macroautophagy. Gene Ontology annotation, cellular component: endoplasmic reticulum. NCBI's taxonomy places the organism in Eukaryota, Metazoa, Arthropoda, Malacostraca, Decapoda, Penaeidae.